Molecule: messenger RNA, 1976 nt
Organism: Eupeodes corollae
Lineage: Eukaryota; Metazoa; Arthropoda; Insecta; Diptera; Syrphidae
Product: odorant receptor 22c-like
Exons: 7
Coding region: 27-1244 (405 amino acids)
Biological process (GO): sensory perception of smell; detection of chemical stimulus involved in sensory perception of smell
Cellular component (GO): plasma membrane
Molecular function (GO): odorant binding; olfactory receptor activity
Source: RefSeq, a predicted model, not a curated record
UAAAAAUUAAAAGGUAUUACAUAAAAAUGAGUUUUAUAAAAUUUUCACGCUUUGAUCCUCUUGAAAGUGCAUUCUUUCGAAUGGCCAAAUGGACUUUAGUAUUUCUUGGUAUUUGGCCAUUGGAUUUAUUAAAUCGUUUGACAAUAUUUAAAAUUAUAUUCAAUUCGAGUGCAUUGUUGACGGCAAUAAUUGGAGAAAUUCGAUUUGCGUGGUUUAUAAGAAGUGAACCUUUAGAAGCUCUGGAUGCAGCUUGUCCGAGUUUAACUAAGAUGGUGACAAUGAUAAAAUUGUCUUGUUUUUUAAUUUAUCGUAAUCAAUUGGCUACACUUUUAAAUGAACUCUAUGAACAUCUUUAUGCAGAUACAGAAAACGAAAAGAAGAAUUUAUUGAUUGGGAAGAUAUCUUUCUUCACAUCCGUUUGGUGCCUAAUGCUCUUUUUGCUAAGCUUGUCGACAAGCUUCUUAUACACUGUACAGCCGAUUAUAGUUUGGAUAUAUCAACGAUUCACGGGCACUAAAGGCAACUGGGUUACCCUACCUUUUCAAGCUGCUUUGCCAUACCAGGAUAUGACAAAGCUUAACAGCAGAUUCGUCUAUUCGUUGGUUUAUUGUUUCCUUGCUCAUUCGGGAAAUGUGACAGUAUUUGGAAUAUCAGGAGCUGAUGGGAUCUUUAUGUGUUUUUGUAUGUACAUUUCUGUUUCGUAUGAAUGUUUACAAAAUGAUUUUAAGACCGCUUUCAAUACCUAUUGCUCUAAGAAUAGUAAAUCAGAGAGUAAUGGCGAUGAUGAACUUCUUUAUAACGAGCUUAGUUUUCUUGUCAAACGUCAACAGAAAAUCAUCGAAAUGUUCGAACAUUUCAAUCAAACCUAUAAGCUCAUAAUUUUUGGACACUUUCUAUUUGCCAGUAUUGAAUUGGGAAUAGUUUUGGUCAAUAUAGUUUUGAGUACUGGAAUAACAAAAAUGAUUUUCUUGACCUAUGUCUUAGGAUCUUGUUGUCAGCUUUAUACCUAUUGCUAUGGUGCUGAAAAUGUUAAUCAAAAUUGUGUAAAAUUAUCUGAGACAUUAUAUUUUUGUGAAUGGUAUCAAUGCAAUACAAAGAUUAAACGUUUGGUCUUAAUGGUUUUGAUGAAGUCUCAGAAAGGUAGCUUAUUAGAUGCUCCAUUUUUCAGACCAUCAUUGCCACUUUUUGCAUCGAUCAUUCAAACAUCUGGAUCUUAUUUUACAAUUCUUCUAGCUUUUAUGUAAACCUAAAUUGAUUGCUUUAGCAGAGUUAACAGAAGUCAAAAUUUAAUCUAAUCAAGAAUGCAGACGUUUUGUUUUUGAUGUUUAUUUUAGAAAACUAAAGGUUCCUUAGAUUUAACAAAGUUAAUUUCUUAACUUUCUACGAUAUAAAAAUGUUUAAGCAAAGAGGAUGUUUUUCUACUUGUAAGUCGUUACGCCCGAUUAGCUUUAGCACCUGGUUUUAGUGUUAUAAAACUUUAAGGUGUAACGAUUUGGUCGAAGAAUUAUCUUAACAUAUAAAAUUGGAGAAUCUGGGAACUAGGAAAGCUUGCAUGCUGUUGUCGAUGUCAAGAAGCCAAUAUAUUCUAAGAAAGUUGUAGUUCAGUGCUGAUUUUGGAGUAGGGGCAUCAUUGGACCAAUCUUCUUCGAAAAUGACUUUGAGAAUGGAAACAACUUUUCACUUUUCGCAAAUAAUAAAUCUAUUACACUUUUGUAUGUUCAAUGUUGGACAGCUGUCAAAAAACAAGCAAAACCAUCACAUAAAGAACGUCUGAACGAAGCCAAUUCGUUGUGAACUUGGACACACUCUCUUUUGACAUAUCACAUUAGUUGGAUGCUUUCAUUCGUGAAACAAAAUGUCUGCCUCUAUUCUGUUUCCGUUUUUUGCUAAACUAAUGAGAUUUUGAAAGUUUAUUUGAAUACGUAUUCGUAUUAUGUGACGUUGCGAUUUCUUAUUUUACAAAAAUAAAAUGGAUC